AUGCGAGAAUUACAAUAUCCAUCAGCAACAUCAGUUGGUUUACAAAAUGUGUUGGAUCACUGCCAGAUACUUGUUAUACUCAAACAUUAUUCAAUAUUACAAAUCAUGUCAUAUCCUCUUGAUUCAUCAUAUGGUUAUUCUUCAGGUGAUGAUUCUUUUUCUUAUAUUUCAGAUCCAUAUUAUUGUCCUGUUCACAAUCCUGUUCCUCAACCGCCUCCUAUUGGCUAUUGUACUUUUCAACAACCAUAUCCAUAUUAUUAUCCAAUUACGAUACCUCAACAGCAAGUUCGUCCAGAAAAAACUCGUCGUUUUUCUCCGGAACAAAUUCAAAUUCUUGAAGAACAUUUUUAUAAAGUAGAUAAAUAUGUAUCAAAAACAACAAUCGAUGAUCUUUCAACUCGAACUCAAUUAACGCCAGCUCAAAUUCGUGUUUGGUUUAAUAAUAAACGUACAAGAGAACGUCAAUAA
Adineta steineri is the source of this 468-nucleotide messenger RNA. The record is from the annotation of a GenBank genome assembly. NCBI's taxonomy places the organism in Eukaryota, Metazoa, Rotifera, Eurotatoria, Adinetida, Adinetidae.